UUCACAUUCACAAGAUGAUCUUCCGCCACCGCCAUUGGUUCUCCACCGCCUCCGCCCUAGGACUCUAUCUCCUCUAUCAGGCACUUCUCGCUUUGCAUUAUCCGCGACUAUAAUAUCCGCUGCCGCAAUUCUUGCUGCAUCAUCCGUUAUCAUAUUUGAUGACAGCGAAAUUAAGGAAGAACAAGCGAAGAAGAAACGUUUUCUUGAUGAUUACGAACACGCGAUUGACCGGUCGAAGGAGUCGUUUAAGAGAGUUGUGAAUACGAUGAAGCAUACCGGCGUUGCGGCGUCGGUUCUAUGGAAAUCUCUUCAUUCGGUUUUGUCUUCGGCUAACCAUGAAGUUUGGUCAGGGUUUGAGGUUAGGGUUGCGGCGUUAUUGGCGGAUAUUGUGGCGGCAAAUGAGAGCCGGAGGGCUGCGAUUGUUGGUGCUGGCGGUGGUGUGGUGUUGGAUUGGUUAUUAGAGUCGGUGGCAUUGUCCGGAGGGGGAAAUUAUGGGACUCAGGCCGAGUCGGCUAGGGCUUUAGCGUACUUGAUUGCUGACCCUAAUGUGUCGGAGGCGGUUCUUGGGAGGCGUCAUGCCAUUCCCAAUCUUCUCAGGUUCAUAUUCUUUGCUCAACCUCAUCAAUCCAAAAAGCACCCAAGGCGAAGUUCAUUUGACAUUUCUGACCCUUCAAAAGGCAGAAGCAUGCUUGUUGCAGCAAUCAUGGAUAUUGUCACUUCCAAUUGUGACAAUGUGGACAAAAUCAAACUUAAGCCCAUGCUAUCAGGAACUGCAGCAAUGAGAGAUAUUGCAGCUGCACUUGAAGUUAUUGAAGAAGGUGGCAUGCACAUGGAUGAGCCACCUGGCAGCAGCCAGGAUGAUGAUGAUGGAACUGGAUUAAAGGGCAUUGGAAUGGAAGUUCUUGGAGGCACUUCAAUUGUAGGUCUUUCUACAAGCAAUCGAUCAAUGGAGUUAGAUGAAUCUAAAGUCACUCACAACUCAUCAUCUUUCAACAAAUUAAACAACACUUCUUCUGUAAACACAACUGUUAUCCCUGGACUAUGGGAUGAUUUGCAUUCACAACAUGUUGCUGUUGCUUUUGCUGCAUGGGCUUUAGAAAAUUGGGCAAUGGCAUCAGAUGUAAAUAGAUCCCAUAUCCAAGAACUCGACUUCAAUGGACAUGCUGUCAUGUCUGCAUUGAUUGCUCCUGAAAGAUCCGUGAAAUUUCACGGGAGUUUAGUAGCUCAAUUGUUGUUAAAAGACGAAAAUCUCCCCAUGAAUGAUUUUGUUUCUGAUUGGAGUUCUACCCUUCUUACAACCGUUUCUCAAGCAAGCAAAGCCGAUGAUAUCUCUUUAACUCGUGUGGCUUUAUCUGCAUUUUUACUAUCUCUCGAGAGGUGCCCUGGUGCUCAAAGGGUAGUUAUGGAAAAAGGUCUUCAUUUAAUGAGGGAGACUGCUAAAAGGACUAUGAAUCAUAAGUCUGUUCAAGAAUCAUUAGCAAAAGGGUUGGAAUCACUCUGUUCAGGGGACAUGCGUUUGUCUCUUGAAGAAGGACAAAAGUGGUCUUGCAUUCUGCUUCCAUGGGUAUUUAGGGAAAUUUCAUCUGAUGCUAUUAGAUCUUCUGCAAUCACAAUCCUUUCUCGUAUCUGUGAAGACUAUGGGCCUUCUUCCAUUCCCAUUUCCCAAGGUUGGUUAGCUAUUAUGCUUUCAGACAUUCUCAAAUCCAGAAAGUUAUCUCUUAAAGGGAGUGCUCAACCUAGGGACAAAGUCAAGACACAAAUCGAUCAGGCAAAUGUACUUUCUGGUACCCAAAGUGUGAACCAAUUGGCUAGUGCUGUGGUCAACUUAGCAGUCAAUGGUGAUUCAUUUGCUUUGGAAGAUUUUCUUACCCUUGAACCAUUUAUUAACACAUACAAAAAUCUAAAGAAAGGAAAUAUCCCUAAAGUGAAUGCUUUAGAUUCUGCACUUGCAACUUUAAAGGCUAUCAAAGCAAUGACAGAAAUCUGCAGUGAUGAUUUAUUUUCUCAAAAGAAAAUAAUCGAUUAUGGCAUAAUUCCUCUGUUACGCCGCUUUUUAUUAAGUGAUGAUUAUGAGAAGUUAUCAGCAAUUGAAGCAUAUGAUGCACAAGUUAUAUCUUUUGUUUUGCAGACGAAUCUUACACAAUGGUCUGGAUCAAGCUUGCCUCUUCAGGAAGUUAGCUCGAUGCUGUUGGAAAAGCUUAUUGCAGCACGUAUUGGAGAUCGACCUGUUGUAUUUGUAACUCAUAGCAUGGGGGGAUUGGUUGUGAAACAGAUGCUACAUCAAGCAAGUGCAGAAAACAGAGGCAAUCUUGUCAAAAACAGUGUUGGUGUGUUACAGGACAUGAGUAUCGGCACAUCAUGGAACAUUUAGGUUAGUUGUUGUUUUUCCUCUUGGUGAUCCAUCAAUGAAGUGGCCAACAUCAUGUAAUAACAUUUUAGGGGAAGAUGUAUGUAUAUGUUUUUUUUAAUGAAUAAUGUAAUCAUAUGUAUGAAUAUAAAAUACAGU
This is a messenger RNA of Lactuca sativa (garden lettuce), 2506 nucleotides long. The record is from RefSeq and is a predicted model, not a curated record. NCBI's taxonomy places the organism in Eukaryota, Viridiplantae, Streptophyta, Magnoliopsida, Asterales, Asteraceae.